CAGCAGGUUGUGUGCGUGGGCGACAGCGGCUAGCAUCACAUUCACACUUCACCCGUGAAAACAACCCCCAUCAGCUAAGUUAACAGGAAACAACGGGUGCAUUUGGCUUGUAAAAGUCCUCAUAAGGGCGAAAAGGAUAAACCGCGUUUUGUUAGUACGGUAAGGAUGUCUGUCCCGGCAGGAGAGGGAUGAAGAUGACACCAAUGUUAUGGCGAGUUGUGUCAGUGUGGCUAUGUGUAGCUGUGGUCUGUUGGUUGAGGAAAGCUUGAUAUUGCCUGCCCAGUCCCUGUCUGACAAUGAGAAGUGGAUGGAGGAUGAUCGGCAAAAAGAGGAUGAGACGGCGCAAGAGGUGGACGAAAAACAAUAUUUAGAGGCCUUUGGAGAGGAGGAGCUCACUGCAGACGAAGAAUGGAAGCACGAAAAAGACAUUUCACUACCUGAGACAGAACUUGAGCAAAUCUCAGAAAAUCCACCCCCUGAAACCUCUGCCACUCAAGACCAGGACUCAGCCCCCCCGCUGACUCCCUCUGACCCUGGCUCUGAUAUUACUGCUGAGCCCGAAGAUAACUUCAACGUCCUUAACCUUCAAGAAAGCACCCCAGACAGUGUUUCAGAUGAUGCAGCUGAAGUAGCUGAUGUAGCUGCACCUGAGGUCGUUGAUUCGGACCCGCCUCCAGCUGACUGUGAAGAACUAGAGGAGGAAAAAGAGGGAGAAGGAGAAGAGGACAAUCCAUAUGACAAUGAAAG
This is a messenger RNA of Notothenia coriiceps (black rockcod), 747 nucleotides long. RefSeq names its product proline-, glutamic acid- and leucine-rich protein 1-like. The transcript is spliced from 4 exons. The record is from RefSeq and is a predicted model, not a curated record. Lineage: Eukaryota; Metazoa; Chordata; Actinopteri; Perciformes; Nototheniidae. The annotation marks the transcript as partial.